CUUGGAUAUCCUUCUGAGAUUGGCAAAUAAUUAAGAAGUGUUAAUUUGUAUAUGUAUGGUUCUUCACUACCUUUGCACUGCAGAUUCCUUGUUUCUUAAUACGGUUGCUUUCUUAGCUUGUUGGUACUGAUCCUGAUCAAUUAAGGACAAAGAGAACCAUGGGAGACUACGAGCAGCAGCAGGAGGAGGGGAUGAGCGGUGGCGGCGGCGGUGGCCUGGAUCUGCCUCCGGGGUUCCGCUUCCACCCCACGGACGAGGAGAUCAUCACCUCCUACCUCACACCCAAGGUGCUCGACAGGAGCUUCACCACCACCGCCAUUGGAGAGGUCGACUUCAACAGGUUCGAGCCAUGGGACCUCCCCGAGAAGGCGAAGAUGGGGGAGAAUGAGUGGUACUUCUAUUGCCAGAAGGACCGCAAGUACCCGACGGGGACGAGGGCGAACCGUGCCACGGAGGCCGGCUUCUGGAAGGCCACUGGCAAGGACAAGGAGAUCUACCGGGCUGCAGCGGUGGUGCCAGUGCCAGUGCUCGUCGGCAUGAAGAAGACUCUCGUAUUCUACACGGGCAGGGCUCCCAAGGGAGACAAGACCAACUGGGUCAUGCAUGAGUACAGGCUCGACGGCAGCGGCAGGAUCCCCUGCCCCACCACCAGCUCCACCAUCGCCAUGAAAUCUUGUUCUUCCUCCAAGGUGGUAGCAGCACGGGCACGCGAAGAGUGGGUGGUCUGUCGUGUGUUCCACAAGAGCACGGGGAUCAAGAAGGCGCCGGCGGCGUCAUCAUACUACAUGGCCAUGGCCGGCAGCGGCAUUGAUCAGAGGAGCAUCCCCAUGCCCCUGCCCAUGACCAUGCAGUUUCCCAUGGGACCUGCAGAGGACUUGAACAGUCCCUUCAUGGACACGAUGGCGUCUUUCUACUCCACCGCCGGCGCGAGCACCUCGUCCGUGCCGCCCGCGCUGCCGCCUAUGGCAGGUAUGGGCAGCGCUGGGCUUCAGAUGAACGGCGGCCUGUUCGGGAACCCGAUGGCCACUGCGCAGUCGAUGUCGUUUUACCAGCAGAUGGGAAUGGGACCAGCAGGCGACGGCGGCUUCAUAGCCGGGCCGGAGAGCGGGCCGACGUCGAUGGUGUCGCAUGACGCCGGGAUGAGCCCCGAACAGACCAACGCCGCCGAGAUCUCGUCGGUGGUGUCCGCAGGCCCGGCCUCGGCGGCCACCAUGCACAUGGACGGUAUAUGGAAGUACUGA
Phragmites australis (common reed) is the source of this 1241-nucleotide messenger RNA. Its product is annotated as NAC domain-containing protein 20-like. Gene Ontology annotation, biological process: regulation of DNA-templated transcription. The transcript has 3 exons. Bases 159 to 1241 code for a protein of 360 amino acids. Gene Ontology annotation, molecular function: DNA binding. NCBI's taxonomy places the organism in Eukaryota, Viridiplantae, Streptophyta, Magnoliopsida, Poales, Poaceae. The record is from RefSeq and is a predicted model, not a curated record.